Molecule: messenger RNA, 3842 nt
Organism: Teleopsis dalmanni
Lineage: Eukaryota; Metazoa; Arthropoda; Insecta; Diptera; Diopsidae
Product: apoptosis-resistant E3 ubiquitin protein ligase 1
Exons: 9
Coding region: 203-3145 (980 amino acids)
Biological process (GO): positive regulation of protein catabolic process; protein polyubiquitination; proteasome-mediated ubiquitin-dependent protein catabolic process
Molecular function (GO): ubiquitin-protein transferase activity
Source: RefSeq, a predicted model, not a curated record
CAAAUAUUGUAACGCCUUUUGUUAUUACAUUAUGCACUUGUGUCGAAAGUAUUAAAAAUUCAAUUUACUUUGCUUUAAACUAUUGCAUUUUAUACAUAUCCCGUUCAAAAAUGAAUGCAAAUGAAUAUAGUGCGGUUAGAAUUAAGUAAUGGAAAUUUGAUAUUUCGGCUUUAAUCAUCGAUUUAUAAGCGGAUUUCGUAUAAUGUAUAUACGUUUAAUAAAGAUUUACGUUGCAGUUGUGUUAAGUUUAAUGUUCACGAUUUCGUUAGUGAAGAUAGUUUUAUUGAUUUGGAAAAUAUAUCCACAGUGGAAUCGUGCCGAUCAGAAUAACGCACUGCAAACAGUAGACCAGUGGUUGGAAGAGAAUAAUUUAACUGCAUACAAAAAGCUUUUCGUAGAUAUUGGCAUAUCUUCAUUAUCAAGUUGUGGCGAUCCUGAACGUCUCCCUGAACUGCCGCCCGGAGAUGAACAGCGAUUACAGCGCGCGGCUUUGCAUUUGCAACAAAAACUAAUAUUACGUGAAUGGUUACGUGAUCAUAGUCUGCAGCAUUAUUAUCAACGUUUAGUAUCAGUAGAGGUUUCUUCAUUGGAAGACGUCUAUUGGUUGGAAGAUUCACGAGCAAGUAAGAUACUUGGAAAAGACUGGCAAAUUUGGUCUCAAGCUCGUCAAACAUUACCAACUUCUAAGUCUCAAUUAGAAGUGCUUAAAGCACAACUUUGGUCAACUGUUGUUAAGUCGAGUCAACAUCAAGACGCUUGGACAUGGGGUGGCAUGCUAGUUGUGUCUGUUUCAGUAGCUGGACUAGUUACUCUUGCUGCUAUGACACAACCUUCGUUGGCGCCUGAAGCAAGGCACUCACUUUUGCAAUAUGUUACAGGUAAAUAUUUGUUACCAGCAAAUUGUAAAGUUCAAUGGGACUGGAAUGAUCCAACCAUUGUUGGAGACACCAUGUGUUUUCUAGUAAGAUUUUUUCAACGCAAUGGACAGCCUUAUCCUAUCUGUGAUACAGACCAAUUUUUUGUUGAAGUAACCGAAGGAACACGAAAGGUAGUUACCAUUAGUGAACUGGGUUCAUCAACUAAUCCUAAUAAUGCAAAUAUCGCUAAAGUUAAAUUCACUGUACGCACUGCAGGUCAAUAUAAAAUAUCUGUAUUGAUUGGUUCUAGUCAUAUUGCUGGCUCUCCAUUUUUAAAAACAUUUUUGCCAGGCCCUGUAGAUGCUCGUCGAUCGCGUUUUGUACGUCCAGCUAGCACUGUCGUUUGUUGUGCUGGUACACCUACUUUAUUGCAUAUUGAACCUAGAGAUGAGUUUGGUAAUGCGUGCAUAUUUGAAAACGAUGAUAAUCUUAUAAAGGGUUAUCGUGUAGAAAUUUUCGAUCUUAUUAAUCAACCAAUCGAGAAGUUAGAGCGCGCAAUAACAUUCUUCUAUGAUAAAGUUAACUCCAGAGUAUCCGUAACAGCUUUGUUUCAAAAGCCAAUUUGUUUAAGAGCCGUCAUUAGUUAUCUUGAACAAAAGUUACCAAAUGGUGAAUUCGAUAUUAUAGUCCUAAGUAGUAGUGAUACAACACUGGUUCACAAAAAUAUUGCAUCAAGGAAGCACAACAUUUGUUAUGAAGCUAAGUUAUUAGGAAAUUGUAAUGUUCCUACAAAAACAAAACCACGUAAGGUGAUUUGCUUCGUUGGUCCAAAGCAAAUAACGAUCAAGGAAAUGAUUUUGAAAUUCAUACCGAAACGUAUUGCUACAUUUCGUUUGUGUCCGUCAACGAAAUUUCACUUUUUACCACAACUCGAAUCACAUACAUAUGGGCCAGUAUUCAUUAUAGAUGAUGGGGCGCAACCAAAAAUUGAAUUAGCAUCGAAGGAUCGAAAUAUCAUAGCUGCAACAUUCACACAUUUUUUGUUAAAAAAUAUUGGCGGUUCUGAGACUUUUAAGGAUAAACAGGACUUUUUUUACCAUGAAGUACGAAAGUUUCAUUCAUCCUGUUUUCACGAUAAGUUAGUUUUAAAAGUACAUCGUGACAAAAUACUGGAGAGUAGUAUGAAAGCUACUAAGGGAUUUUCAGUGUCAGAUUGGUGCGGGAAUUUCGAAGUAACAUUCUUCGGCGAGCAAGGUAUUGAUUGGGGAGGUCUGCGACGUGAAUGGUUCGAAUUGAUAUGUAGUGCUUUAUUUGAUCCACGAGGAGGUCUUUUUUGUUCAUUCCAUGACAAGCAUCAAGCUCUAGUACAUCCUAACUCAAGUCGUUCACCACACCUUAAAUUAAAGCAUUUUGAGUUUGCAGGCAAAAUUGUGGGAAAAUGUUUAUAUGAAAGUGCACUAGGUGGUUCAUAUCGACAGUUAGUUCGUGCGAGAUUUACUAGAUCGUUUUUAGCACAAUUAAUUGGACUUCGAGUACAUUAUAAGUAUUUCGAGCAAGAUGAUCCGGAUUUAUAUUUAUCUAAAAUAAAAUAUAUACUUGACACUGACCUAAAUACAACAGAUGCCUUAGAACUAUAUUUCGUUGAAGAAAUUUAUGACUCAAAUGGCCAACUAAGCAAAACUAUAGAUUUAAUACCUAAUGGCUCUAAAGUAAGGGUCACGAAUGCAACUAAAAUUCAAUAUUUGGAUGCUUUAGCACAACAACGUUUAUGCAAUAGUGUAAAAGAUGAAGUGGAUAGUUUUUUGAAGGGUUUAAAUGGCAUUAUACCAGAUAAUCUACUGAGUAUAUUCGAUGAAAACGAAUUGGAGGUGGGUGUACAAUUAUAUAUAAUUGUUUCUUUUCUUAACAUCUUUUGUUUACAGCUGUUGAUGUGUGGUACGGGAGAAUAUUCGAUAACAGAUUUCAAGGCUCAUCAUAUUGCUAAUGGCAGUUCAGCGGAAUUUCGUCGAGUACUGGCUUGGUUCUGGGCGGGUGUUAGCAAUUUUAGUCAAACAGAAAUGGCCCGCUUACUGCAGUUUACAACAGGAUGUUCACAAUUACCACCUGGAGGUUUUCAAGAGCUAAACCCACAAUUUCAAAUAACAGCGGCACCAACUUUUGGAAGUUUACCAACGGCACAUACGUGUUUCAAUCAACUUUGUUUACCAGACUACGAAAGCUAUGAGCAAUUUGAGAAAUCGUUACUUUUGGCCAUAAGCGAAGGUAGUGAAGGGUUUGGUAUGGUUUAGUAUCUGAAGAAAUAUGAUUUGUAUUUCCCUACAAGUGAUAUGUAUUAAAAAAUAUUAUAAAUAAAAUAAUAUUUACUAUGUACGCUUAAAUUAGGCUUACUUAUUUUUUUAUAAAAAUAUGAUUUAAAUAAAUGUAGUAUUUUCCUAUCUGAUUACGAUCAGAAAGAAAAUAUGUAGAUAUCAAAAACAAAAUGUUUAAUUUACAAUCCUAAAAAAAUAUUCUCAAUCUCAAUUAUUAAUAUAGAACAUUCUGACCAAAAAGUAUCGAAAUUUUGUAUAAUAUAAUAGAUGUAAACUUUAAGAAAUCUGAAUAAAAAUUUUUAUCUAACUCGGUAAUACUCGGUAGCACCAUGUAGUGUGUGAGGGAAUAGUGAACUAUUACUGUCUAUGAAUGCUCUACCAUACAUACAACACAUUAUCACGGUUGAUCGCGAUCUGUUAAGGAUGUAUGAAUAUAAUGUCAAAAAAAAGUUUGCAAAAAAAAAACAAUUUACAUAAAAAUUUAAUUCAAAUUUAUUGAAGUCAAAUAUGUAUAAUAAAAAAACUAUUUUAUUAUUUCGAAUCGCUUAAACUGAUCGUAGGAUAAUUUUAACCCAACUGAUCUGUAAUAACAAGUCGAAAGCUUGUUAUAGAAACUAAACAUAAGAAAGAAUUAAAUAAAAAUAUGCAUAUAAAUAAUAAGAAUAGUACGGUAAUA